AUGAGUGAAACCAACAAUCCUGCCUCGUCCAAUGAUAAGAAACCAGUAGUGUUUGCUGUUCCAUCUUCUUCCACCCGAAGAGGAAUAAAUGCUGUGCAUGUCAACUCAGCUCGUGAAAUGGUCAGGUUACACACGCAAGGAAGAAAUCCACCAGCUGCUAGACAAGCCAACGUGCCCUCUAUUCCAAGCAGAGUAGUGGAAGCUUCUCAUGCUCCAACGAAAAAAGCUACAGACUCAAUGCCAUCCAAGUUCCCCAACAUUCAGAUUCCAUUACAUCACGAUGAAACAGAAUGUAAAAAUCCACAAUGUCAACACUGUGGACAAAUUAUUAUCCCCUCGCCUCAAUCAUCUUAUCCAAUUCAAGACAAACCUUCUAUAUCAGUAAAUGGCUGGAGUGUAUUUACCACCAAGAAACCUAUACUUAAUUCCUUGGAGUUGGACCAUUUAGCAGAGACCAAGUUUGAGUUCCCCUUACCAGAAAUGAUAUUUGGAAAUAACAAUGUUAGGAUACGUAAUGAUGUUACCGGUGGAACAAUAGAAUUUAAUGCCAUUGAUGCAUUGAGCUCGUUGGAUCCAAAUUGUCCUUUGAAAGUUAGUUGUCAUGAGGAAUGGUUGAAAUCUAGACGAUCGAAACAUGCAAGUUUAAAACAGGAACAAUCACUCAAAAAAGAUCUUUCAGAAUUCACAGAGAAUCUAGAUGGGUUGAAACCAUAUGAUUGGACGUAUUCGACAAAUUAUAAAGGUACAUUACAAAAUCUUGAUUUGAAAUCUUCGACAUUGCAUGAGAUCCCAAUUGAUAAAUUGACAAAACCUGAUCCUAUUUUAUUUUUCGAUGAAGCAAUUUUAUUUGAAGAUGAAUUAGCUGACAAUGGGAUAUCGAUAUUGAGUUAUAAAAUCAGAGUUAUGCCCACUUGUUUGUUAUUGUUGUGUCGAUUUUUCCUCCGAAUCGAUGAUGUUAUAUUCAGAGUUAGAGAUACAAGAUGUUACAUUGAUUUUGAAACUAAUACACUUACCAGAGAAUACAAGGUACAAGAGCAAGAGUAUGAUAAAGUUAUGAGUUUGGUUAAAGUGAAAAAUAACAAAGAUCCAAAGAAACUAUUUAGGGAUUCAAAUUGGGUCAGUCAGAACAUACCUGUUCUCAAUAAGGAAAUCGAAACAAUUGUUGUAAAUACCGAAACUUAG
This is a messenger RNA of Candida albicans SC5314, 1182 nucleotides long. It is a transcript of the gene TIP41, whose product is annotated as Tip41p. The coding region runs from base 1 to 1182 and encodes 393 amino acids. The transcript has a single exon. Gene Ontology annotation, biological process: TOR signaling. The record is from RefSeq and is a predicted model, not a curated record. Lineage: Eukaryota; Fungi; Ascomycota; Pichiomycetes; Serinales; Debaryomycetaceae. Gene Ontology annotation, cellular component: cytosol.